AUGAGUUCAACUCCGAUUUGCUAUUCGAUCAAUCCAUCUCCAUCAAAGCACGAUUUCACGAGAACCCAUGUGCUCACUCCCCUCGCUAAACACUUACCAUCCUUCACCGGAAAAUUAAGUAACCGUCGGAGGAGUUUGGUCGGAGUAAAGGCGGCGACUUUAUCGUCGGAGGAGCAGAAGACAGCGACGGAGAGGAAGAAACCGAGGGUUCUGGUGGCGGGAGGUGGAAUCGGAGGACUGGUGUUUGCUCUGGCGGCGAAGAAGAAAGGGUUCGAUGUGUUGGUGUUCGAGAAGGAUCUGAGCGCUAUAAGAGGAGAAGGACAGUACAGAGGUCCGAUUCAGAUACAGAGCAACGCUUUGGCUGCUUUGGAAGCUAUUGAUGUCUCUGUUGCUGAAGAAGUUAUGGAAGCUGGCUGUAUCACCGGUGAUCGGAUCAACGGCCUCGUCGACGGUGUCUCUGGUACCUGGUAUGUGAAGUUUGAUACUUUCACACCUGCGGUGUCGAGGGGACUUCCUGUGACACGUGUGAUUAGCAGAAUGACUCUGCAGCAGAUCUUGGCACGUGCGGUUGGGGAAGAAGUGAUUAGAAACGAGAGUAAUGUUGUUGAUUUUAAAGACACUGGAGACAAGGUGAUUGUGAAGCUGGAGAAUGGACAACGCUAUGUAGGUGAUCUGCUUGUUGGUGCUGAUGGCAUUUGGUCUAAAGUGAGGACUAACUUGUUUGGUAGAAGUGACGCUACUUAUUCAGGAUACACUUGUUAUACCGGCAUUGCAGAUUUUGUACCAGCUGAUAUUGAGUCUGUUGGCUACCGAGUUUUCUUGGGAUACAAGCAAUACUUUGUUUCUUCUGACGUUGGUGGUGGAAAAAUGCAAUGGUAUGCGUUUCAUGAGGAGCCAGCUGGUGGUGUUGAUGCUCCCAAUGGUAUGAAGAAAAGGUUGUUUGAUAUAUUUGAAGGUUGGUGUGACAAUGUACUGGACUUGCUGCAUGCGACAGAGGAGGAAGCGAUUCUGAGAAGAGAUAUCUACGAUAGAACUCCUAGUUUCACUUGGGGUAAAGGGUGUGUUACGCUGCUUGGAGACUCUAUCCAUGCGAUGCAGCCAAACAUGGGACAAGGUGGAUGUAUGGCCAUUGAGGAUAGUUAUCAAUUAGCAUUGGAGCUUGAAGAAGCUUGGAAACAGAGUGUUGUAACUAAUAAACCUGUUGAUAUUGUUUCCUCUUUGAAAAGAUAUGAAGAAUCUAGAAGAGUAAGAGUGGCUAUCAUACAUGGAAUGGCGAGAAUGGCUGCGAUUAUGGCGUCUACUUACAAAGCUUACUUAGGUGUUGGGCUUGGUCCUCUCUCUUUCUUGGCCAAGUUAAGAAUACAACAUCCAGGAAUAAUUGGUGGAAGAUUCCUCAUGGACAUGACUAUGCCUUUGAUGCUUGACUGGGUCCUUGGUGGUAACAGUGAAAAACUUGAAGGAAGGUCACCUAGUUGCAGACUCACUGACAAAGCUGAUGACCGCCUUCGUCAGUGGUUUGAAGACGACGAGGCUCUUGAACGUACUAUAAACGGAGAGUGGUAUCUUAUUCCACAUGGCAGCAAGUGUAGCGUUUCGGAAACGUUAUGUCUAACCAAAGAUGAGGAUCAACCUUGCAUUAUCGGAAGUGAACCGGACCAAGAUGUUUCUGGAACCCACAUUAUGAUCCGUUCCCCUCAGGUAUCGAAGAUGCAUGCACGUGUAAUCUACAAAGAUGGAGCUUUUUUUUUAAUGGAUCUUCGAAGUGAACAUGGGACCUAUGUGACCGAUAACCAAGGAAGAAGAUAUAGGGUGACACCAAAGUUCCCUGCGCGGUUUAGACCAUCUGAUAUCAUCGAGUUUGGUUCAGACAAGAAGGCGGCGUUUAAGGUCAAGGUGAUCAGGUCAACUCCUAACUUGACCAGAAAGGAUGAGAAGAGCAACGGUAAAUUGCUUCAGGCAGCUUGACACUUAAGUUAAACCGACGGUGUGAAAUUAAAAUAUUUUAUCAGUGUAGCAGAUCAUUUGUGUAGUAAUUUUCACAUAGGCAAAAAAAAGAGACUGUUACUUGUAUUGCAAUGUAUAUAUAGGGCUGAACACAAAAGAUUACUCUUUUAUAUGCUUGUCUAACUAAUUAGUAUUUUAGUUACGAAUUUAUAUACAUAUAUACGUCUUUCACGA
This is a messenger RNA of Brassica rapa (field mustard), 2178 nucleotides long. RefSeq names its product zeaxanthin epoxidase, chloroplastic. Gene Ontology annotation, biological process: abscisic acid biosynthetic process. Lineage: Eukaryota; Viridiplantae; Streptophyta; Magnoliopsida; Brassicales; Brassicaceae. The record is from RefSeq and is a predicted model, not a curated record. Gene Ontology annotation, cellular component: chloroplast; membrane. Gene Ontology annotation, molecular function: FAD binding; zeaxanthin epoxidase activity; protein binding.